AUAUGAUGACAGUUGUGACAGGGAAUUAACAAGUAGAGCAUGGUAUUUAAUUAAUUAAUUUGGUAAAGCCGCCAUCUGGCAAAAAAUCGUGUUAAUUAAGCUUAAAUUACAUAGUUAGUAGUAAUCAAGUUUAAACAAGGGCUUAAUAAUGAUGAUUAAGAUGCAUUACCAGCUGAUUACAUCAUCAAACCGUUGACCUUGCGUCACCGUCCGUUGUCUUAAUCCAAUGGCUGCUAUGACUUUACAGUUUAAUUAAGCAAGAAAACAUAUUUUAUAUAUAACUAAUUAAUACAGUAGUGGUGUGGUUUAUAUGUAUGUACAUAUAUGUAUGGUGGCCCUCUAUAAAUAGGCAUCAAAUGUGAGUUGUUGAGCAUCCAAAUCAAAUUUUCUCUUGCUAAUAAUUAAUUAAUUAAUUUAUAAUAAUUAAAAUUCAAUGGCGAUUCCGGUGAUCGAUUUCUCGAAGCUCGACGGAGAGGAGAGAGCCGAUACUCUUGCUCAGAUUGCUAACUGCUGUGAAGAGUGGGGUUUCUUUCAGUUAAUCAACCACGGAAUCUCGGAGGAGCUGUUGGAGAGGGUUAAGAAGGUUGCAUCUGAGUGCUACAAGGUUGAAAGAGAAGAAGGUUUCAAGAAAUCGAAACCGGUGCAACUUCUUAACGAAUUGUUGGAACGUAAAAAUGGCGGUGAUCAUGAUGAGAAAGUAGAGAAUGUUGAUUGGGAAGAUGUUUUCCUUCUCUCAGACGAAAACGAUGAUCAAUGGCCACCGAAAACUCCGGGUUUCAAGGAAACCAUGAAGGAAUACAGAAUCGAGCUCAAGAAACUCGCGCUACGAGUCCUUGAAACGAUGGACGAAAACCUAGGCCUCCCGAAGGGGUACCUCAACAAGGCCUUCAACGGUGGACAAGACUCCAAGAAUGCAGCUUUUUUCGGGACAAAAGUGAGCCACUACCCACCCUGCCCCCACCCGGAGAAGGUGACCGGGCUUCGGGCCCACACGGAUGCAGGUGGGGUUAUCCUCCUCUUCCAAGACGACGAGGUCAACGGCCUCCAGAUCUUGAAAGACGGAGCGUGGAUCGAUGUGCAGCCUAUGAGAAAUGCUGUGGUCAUCAAUACAGGUGAUCAGAUCGAGGUUUUGAGCAACGGGAGGUACAAGAGCGUUUGGCACCGGGUCUUGGCCCGGCCAGAUGGGAAUAGGAGGUCAAUUGCUUCGUUUUAUAACCCAUCGUACAAGGCCGUUAUUGCGCCUUCUCCGGAGCUGCUAGCGGCAGAGGCCGCGCAGGGGGCGGUGGUGGAGGAGGAGGAGGUGGUGAAGGACUCAUCAUCAUCAGGUGCUAAGUAUCCGAAGUUUGUGUUCGAGGAUUACAUGAAUGUUUACGCCGAGCAGAAGUUCUUGCCUAAAGAACCGAGGUUUCUGGCUCUCAAAGCAAUCUAGGAUUUUAAGAAUUAAUAUAUGGCGUUUUAUUUUAUUUUAUUAUUAUUAUGAAUUAUGUGUAAGUUUUCCUUAAAACAAAAUGCUUUUGCUGUCACUCUUCUGCUGCAUGUGUAUGUAAUGUGUUUAUGUUGUUUUUCUAUAUAUUUUCCUGGAUGA
Erythranthe guttata (spotted monkey flower) is the source of this 1585-nucleotide messenger RNA. RefSeq names its product 1-aminocyclopropane-1-carboxylate oxidase 5. The record is from RefSeq and is a predicted model, not a curated record. NCBI's taxonomy places the organism in Eukaryota, Viridiplantae, Streptophyta, Magnoliopsida, Lamiales, Phrymaceae.